GGGUAGGUGGAACUUGGAAACGCCACAGAUCAGCGAAGCGUCGAGGCUAAAUGGAGAGGAGGCUCAAGUAAUUGAAGUUGUGUUUGACGGCGUCGGCUCCGGCUCAGUGACGCGCUCCCUCGCUCGCUCCGCGGCACGCCCGGCCACUCUGACGAGAAGGCAACGGGGGGAAGGGGUGCUUACAGGGGAGGAGGAGGAAGAAGAAGGAGGAGCAGCGGAGGUGGUCUUCGUGCCGUCGACUGACUCGACUCGCCACAACCGACGAGGGAAAAGAGACCCGCGAAGAGUGCGUGACGACAAACCCCCCCCACACCCCUCCCCGAUCUUGUCCGAGCGCAGCGCCUCGCCACAAUCGCCCCCAAGUUUUGUCGGCAUCGCCACAGCCUCCCCCACCCACCCAUCCACCCGGCAGCCUGCACCGAACUGUGGACAGCACCGCGCGGGCCGCCCAGGAAACCGCCCACCCGCUCCAUCGCUCGCUCGCCCGCCCGCCCGCCCACCCGCUCGCUCCAUCGCUCGCCCCAUCUCAGCGGCGGUCGCUCUUCUCGCGCGCCUCGCCCCAGCGGUAGCGCACGGAGAAUCGCUCUUCUCGCGCGCACACGCGGCACGGAGGAGGAGGAGCGGCGGCGUCGUCGAGAAGAAGGGAAGAUGAUUCUGCCACAGGGCCCAAACAGGGUCAACUCGAGCAAGCCGCCGUACAGUCACGCCGCGUCGGCGCCGCUGGCCCCCAGCCCCGGGACCCCCAGCAGCUCCUGCAGCCCGGCGGGCAAUGACCUCCUGAGCAAGACCAACCUGUACAUCCGGGGACUGCCCCCACACACCUCGGACCAGGACCUGGUCAAGCUGUGCCACCCGUACGGAAAGAUCGUGUCCACAAAGGCCAUCCUGGACAAGACCACCAACCAAUGCAAAGGCUACGGCUUCGUGGAUUUUGACAGCCCGACCGCCGCUCAGAAGGCGGUGACUGCUCUCAAGGCAACCGGGAUUCAGGCUCAGAUGGCGAAGCAACAGGAGCAGGACCCCACGAACCUCUACAUCUCCAACCUGCCCAUGAGCGUGGACGAGAAGGAGCUGGAGAACCUGCUGAAGCCCUUCGGGCACGUCAUCUCCACGCGCAUCCUGCGCGACGCCGCCGGCACCAGUCGCGGCGUCGGCUUUGCACGGAUGGAGUCCACGGAGAAAUGCGAGGCGGUCAUCCAGAGAUUCAACGGCAAGUUCCUGACCACGCCGCACGGCGUCCCAUUGCCCAGCGAGCCGCUGCUGUGCAAGUUUGCGGACGGAGGGCAGAAGAAGCGGCAGAACCAGAGCAAGUACCUGGUGAACGGGCGUGCGUGGCCUCGGGAUGGUGAUGGGCGCAUCACCGGCGUGACCCUGACCUACGACCCGACCGCCGCUCUCCACAAUGGGUUCUACUCCAGUCCGUACAGCCUGGCCACGGGACGUAUCAUGGCCCAGACGCCCGUAGGCCCCUACCUUCCCAGCAGCCCCAUCUCCACCUACCAGGUCCACAGCACGUCGUGGAUGCCGCAACAGCCCUACGUCAUGCAGCCGCUGUCUCGUGCUCGCGUGUGCGCGAUGCCGCAGGGCACCGUGAUGUCGCCCGGCAUGGAGCACCACAUGUCCAUGCAGCCGUCCGGCAUGAUGACCCCGCUCGCCCAGCAGAUGGGACACCUCUCCCUCGGCGCAAGCGCUUCGCCGUACAUGACCGCGAGCUCACACAUGCAGGGGACCUACAUCCCUCACCAGUACGCGCACAUGUCCGCAUCCUCCAUGGCGGUGGAGGAUGGUAGCGGCCAGCAGCAGCAGGUGUCCAUGGACGGUGGCGACCACCAGCAGUACGCGUUCCAGCAAGCCAAGUAGCGGCCGGCCCGGCGAGGCCACUGCACGCAAGGUUGGCCCACGGUGGAGCAGCCCGGUGAUGCGCAGUUGGGGAAUGUGAAGCAAAGUGCCUUGGCUCUGAAGCACGGCUCCCGUUGGGGGGGGGGGCAGGCACCAGCCCUGCAGGGCAGCUUUAGCACACGCACACACACGCAUGCAUACACACACAAAGAUCCUGCGUAUAGCCUGGACAGACUGUUGGGGCAAGCGCUGGUAGCGAGUAGCACCGAUGAAGGCCGACACGGCGCACGAAGCUGCGGGUGGGCCAGCACCAUGCUCUGAUGCCUCUGUCUCCCCAGUGCCGAUCUUUUAAACACCAAACGAGGUACUCGCUUGAGGCCCAGUUGACCUACGUACACACACAUGCACGCACGUACACACACACACACGCACUCACACACGAGAGUCUUAACAAGCGCCAUCCUUCGCGCGGACCGACAUCGACGAGCCUGCGGGGACUUCUUUUCCUCUGCCUCCCCCCCCCCCCCCCCCCCCAAAAAUAUAUUUUAUUUAUUUUGUUUUUUGUUCCCCGGUGACCAUCCUGAGCAAUUGCUACGCUACCUAAGAUGUCGCCACCACGGUGCUUUACGCGAAGACUCCUGCUGCUGCUGCUGCGAGUGACCGAGAUUCAAGGAGCGGGCAUCCAGCAACCACCCCCCCCCCCCCCCCCACGGCUGUCGUGACGAACCUCCAGCAAAGGGAGCGGCGUGUAAAUAGACGCGUGCUUUUUACCCUUAGUCACGCGCGAGAGAGAUUUUUUUCGCUCGCUCACAUUUUUUCUUCAUUUGUGUUGUCGACUAAAAGACGUCGCUUCUCCGGUCGUUUUAAUUCGCUGAGCGGGAGUGGGGGGUGGGGGGGGGAGUGAUGUUCCACGUGGGUUUGUUUCGCUUUUUUGGGAUCGUUUUUGAGUCGGGUAACAAUCUCCCGGGGCGCGCGCACGGAGACAAAGCCACGCUUCCCUCGCUUGAGUUUGCGUUCGUGAUCCCUCGCGCACGUACACGUACGAGCCCCGUGCGUUUUUAAGUCUCUUUUAGGAGUUAAGUUUUACGCAUUCGCGUUAAGUCGUUAAGUUUGAUUCAUUUUUUUGUUCUCUGCUUCGAUGUUUUAAGUUUUGUCGCUUUUUUUCCUUAAAAUAAUGUAGAUCGUACUUUAGGAAUUAUAGGUAGCUUGUUAAGGCUUGCAAAUAGAAUAAAAAGAACAAGAUUGUUUUAUUCCUUCUCAGAAAAUUUUACCAGAUGAUUGAUUUAAACGAUUUUUUUUAAAGAAUAUUCUAUAUAAAUUCUUUUUUUUUUUAAGAAUGACUUUUCAAGAUUCACACAUUUUUUUUCUGGAGUGCAGUAAUUUUUCUAUAUCAAACAAAAAAUUGAAAAAAAAACAUUUUCCGUCAGAUUAAGCAGCGAUAAGAGGUUGGUUAAGUUUAUCUUUCCGUUUUUUUGUGUUUGUGUUGACGUCGCUCGUAUUAAGAUAGCAGGUGGGGUGGGGGGGCAACCUCUGGCGAAGAAGCGUGGAGGCGCAGGAGGAGGAGGAAGCUGGCGGGGCAGUCUGCUGCCGCCACCGCCACCGCAGCCAAACACAGAGUCUAAAGCACUUAGUCAGCAUUACGCCGCCACCACCGCCACCGCCGCGGGCGACACGCAGCCACGUGGGGCCCUACGACACUACCAAAGACGGCGCGCUUCUGCGGACGCGCGAACGCCAACUUUAAGGCGGGGGGGGGGGGGCGUGGGGUGGGGGGCAAGGCUUCAGAACUACAAAACUGUUAACACUUUAAACCUUUUUACAUCUGUGGCAGGACCAUUUUGUUCUCAUAUUUUACUCCGUUGUUUUUGUGUAAGCGUGCGUCGUCGUCGUUGUUGUUUCUCGCGCGCGUGGCUGAUGUGGCUGAUGUGGCUAUGUUGGAAGGAAGACGCGGCCCGAUCACGUAAACACCUUUAGUUUUGUCCCCGUGCGCCGUGGCCGUGCGUCCGCCUGGGCUGUCGCUCCUCCCCCUUGAGUGUGAAGCAAGUCGGUGAGAAUUCUACGACAGCCGGCAGCGUAAUUAGGAGAAAUUCGGAUAAAAACGCAGAGAUUGCGAUUCAUCAUGAGUGACAAAAUCACAGUUGGCAUCGACCCCGGGUCUGGUGUGCAGCGCCAUGAACGUGAGGCGCAAGACUUUUAAAGUGGCUUUCGGGGAAGGGAUUCCGCAGCAUUUGAUUGACGUUUGCUGCGGCUGAAUGGAAAUUCAUUCUUAGAGCAGGAAUUUCGUUUCAAUGAAUUGAAAACCCAAUUCAAAGCGAUUGUUUGCGUGGAGAAGUCAUUGGUGACCGGGCUGAGAACCACCAGCUGGCUACACCCGUCGUUAAUGAAUACUUCAGACCCGCGUCGGGACGACCCGGGCCACGCGUCUUAAGCCAUUCACCGUCUCAAUAAGCGCCGUUUGCCUCUAUUGUUUGUUUCUGUCGUCGAUCGUGCCUCCUUCCUCCAACACGUAAAGCAGAACUGCGGAGCAAUGUGUGUGGGGAACGUUCGCUCCGAAUACGCCUCGUACGACGCUGCGCGGUGCCAACCAAGGGGCGCGUAAGGGGGGGGGGGUGGGGGACGUCGGUGUAGCACGCGGUCGGUUGGCACGGGCCCCCCCUCCCCACGGUGCAACCGCCGCAGCCCGCGCGCUCGAUAGCCACGCCGACCGCUCGACGCACGGCACGGUCGGCGUGCGCGGGUCUUCCAGCGUGCGUGCGGGGGUCUUCCAGUUCCUGCUCUCACGAGCGUCGCCACGAGGGAUGGCCGGUAUCUACCUCAACGGGCGAGCGCGUGCGUCGUCUCGUAUCCUCCUCCUCCCGCGCACGCCGACGAAGAGCGCCCUCCCCGAGCACGCGGGUGCGGCGGUCCACGCGGCGGAGAAGCGCCGGGCCACCGUAUUUUCUCAGACUUGUCGUUUGCUCGCUCCGAUACGUUUUGUAAUCCGUGGCUCGAUUUCAGCCGGGGGGGGGGAGAUCUGUCGGUCUGGGUUGGCGACUCGGGAGAAUAUCUCUCCGUGCGCGGUACACCACGUCCAGUAUAGCUCCUGCUACGGCUGUGGUGACUUGCUCCUACGACUCGCGCGCCACCUGCGCCGGUCUCCCAGUGACCCGGAGAGAAUUCAGAGAUGGAGUGUGUUGUUUUUCUUCCAAUAACACAACCCAGCAGCGUUCUUUUUAUAUAUAUAAACAAGCGGAAACCGUUCCAGAGUUUUCUUGUUCAGACAAAUGCUGCUGGAUAAUAUUGGUCUGGAAAGCCUCAAAAGGCCCAUGGAUUCCAGAUAUUUGACUCUGUACGUGGAAGCGCAGGAAUGGAGUUCCGCUUACAGUCGAGAAAUAAAAUCAAGCCCUCUCUUCCAGUUCACGUCACCACCACGGCGGCAUUUGAUAUUUUUGUUCGUUUUAAAGAGACAUAAUUUUUCACGGGGAAAUGUAAAACGUCACCCCUCCGGAGCUGUACAGUGCGACCAGUUUGUAAGUUUGGUAACGUUGGGCAGACGUUCGGCAAGACGCGCCGCGGAUCUCUCGCGAGACGAGGCCGGACCGCGGCACGCGACUCAGCUGGGGCUCCGCGUCGCCAUCGUUUUAGGAGACGGUGCGUGAUCGCUGUCCACCACGAACCCUGUCCACCACGAACCCGACAGAGCGAGGGCGGAACCAAGGAUGUCGAUGGCAUUGUCGUUUAAGUUCGUACGCUCGCACGGCCUGACGUUGUUGUGCGAGGCAUCUUUGUAAAUAAUCGUUUAAAAAAAAAGAAAAACUACCCACCCACCUCUUCUAGUUACCGGCAGUAAAUUAUCAGAUUGUAAUUUAUAACAAAGGUCUUUUGUCUGUACAGAUAUAAACAGAGAUGUCUAUACGAUCGCGCAAGUCAAUUUAUGGUUUUUUUUAUUUUGGGGUUUGUUCUUCGUUGUUUUUUUUUUCUUCGGUUGCCUGGACUCGGCCGACAGGGGUUGAGUUUCAUUUUCUGGUUGACACGUUUUGUCGUUGAAAUUGAUCGCGACCGGUGGAAGGAGACCUGAAUUGUGGAGUUCUGAAUUAAAAGAAAACGCUGUUUGA
Molecule: messenger RNA, 5933 nt
Organism: Lethenteron reissneri (Far Eastern brook lamprey)
Lineage: Eukaryota; Metazoa; Chordata; Hyperoartia; Petromyzontiformes; Petromyzontidae
Product: RNA-binding motif, single-stranded-interacting protein 1-like
Cellular component (GO): ribonucleoprotein complex
Molecular function (GO): RNA binding
Source: RefSeq, a predicted model, not a curated record